UAUGACACCCAAGCGCCCUGCUACCCUUAAGGAAAGUGACUCGAAGCGAUCAAGAAAACUUGUGACUAUAGAAAAAAAGCUAGAAGUUCUGGACCGCUAUGACAGGGGUGAAAAAUCAUCAGUUAUUGUUCAUGCUACUGGACUAAGUGAUAGCACGUUGAGGACCAUCAGGGCGAAUGCGGACAAAAUCAGAGCCAGUUCUAUUGCUGGUACAUCAGCCUCCUCUUCCCAGUGUUCCCGAGCAAGAUCCAUAGAGAUGGAGAGGAUGGAGAAGUUAUUGGCACAAUGGAUCCAACACCAGAAUAAGGAUAAUGUCCCUAUUAGCAUGGCCAUUAUACAGACGAAAGCUUUAAGCAUCUACAAGGAUCUGCUAUUAGAGGAUGAGGAAGACAAAGCCAAGAAAUUCAAUGCCAGUUCUGGAUGGUUCGCUAGAUUUAAGAAACGAUAUGGCUAUGACAACGUUUUGAGGGCAAACAAAGAAAGUCAGGACAAGGCCAGGGAAGCCGGGUUUGAUGAUCUCGAGCAGAAGGAUAUUGAUGAGCUGCUGGAGUCACACAGAGAGGAGUUGACUAACGAAAAACUGUUAGAAAUGGAGAAAAUACAGAACGCGGAGUUGGAGGCAUCUCGGCCGACACCAGAAACCCCAGAGCCCGAGAGAGUGUUGACCAAAAGUGACCUAGAGAAAGCACUCGCAUCUAUAAGAGAUGGACUGGACGUCCUUGAAGCCAAAGACCCCAAUAUUAACAGGAGUGCAACAGUGGCCAGAAAAGUUAUGUCCGAGCUGAACUGCUACAAAUUGAUGUUAGAACAAAAGAAGAAAAAAAACGCAGACAAAACUCCAUUUUUUUCAAAAGAAGGAAGAGCAGGGAGAGCGAGAGAGGUGGGGAGGGAGCGAGAGGCGAUGAGGAAGCACGUGGUGAGCCCGAGGCAAGCAGAGUAUAACAGUGAAACACCUCAUGCUCAUUCUCCAACAACACAUCCUUGUAGUCUGGAAGGCAGUCGUCCUAGUACUUCUUCUGCAUCAGAGGAAACCCAGUCCAGUGCAGAGGGAAUGGACACUAUCCAGGGAGGAAUAAACGAUUCUCUUGCGGAGCUGGCGGAAAACCAGAAACUUAUUGUUACUGCAUUGUCAGAGCUAGUGGCAGACCAGAAGCAGAUGGUGGCAAGCCAGGAGGAGAUGGUGGCAGUGGUAAGGGAUGGGGUAAAUGCCAUCCAAGGAGCCUUGGAAUUGUAUAAAAAGCACAGAAAGUAAGAGGCAGCAGUAGUGUAUAAAAGUAUAAAAUGUUUUGUAUUUUUGUAAAGGAAAGUGUAUUUUUGUAUUUAAAAAGAGAUAUAUGUUAAUAUUUAUUAAAUGAUCAAUGUGCCUGUUUUUGUUACUUUUAAUAUUUUGCUGUAUGCAAUGCAAUCUUCUGUAUAUUGUAUAUACU
Molecule: messenger RNA, 1427 nt
Organism: Penaeus indicus
Lineage: Eukaryota; Metazoa; Arthropoda; Malacostraca; Decapoda; Penaeidae
Exons: 3
Coding region: 2-1252 (416 amino acids)
Cellular component (GO): nucleus
Molecular function (GO): DNA binding
Source: RefSeq, a predicted model, not a curated record